AUGGGGAAAUCAUCCUUCUUCCUUUUCUGGAAGAUUAACGUUAAAAAAAAAAAAAAAUACUUCAUUUAUAUUCUACUUGCUAUAACGAUAAUUCCAAACUUUUUCCCCAUCAGCGCUAAAGAUAAGAAAAAACUAAUGCUCCUUGUGCGAUUUCAUCCAGGAUCCCCUCAGGAUAAUCAUUUGGUCAUUUUGACAUCGAACAACACGUUGAGACUUUAUCAAUUGCCACUGAGCGACGGGAUGGGAACCGAAAAAUCAUCCGCUCCCGAAUUCAUUCGCACGUGGUUUUUGGGUCAAAGGUCGACGACGGAUGGAAAAGAAUGGAAUUUGAGCGGGAGCAAAUUACCCUUUUUGGUCGGAUUGGGAGAAAUGGCGGUGGAUUUUGAUUUUGCUCUUCCGAUCGUCGAGAUUUUUCAACGGCGGAAUCAAAAUUUAUAG
Molecule: messenger RNA, 438 nt
Organism: Pediculus humanus corporis (human body louse)
Lineage: Eukaryota; Metazoa; Arthropoda; Insecta; Psocodea; Pediculidae
Exons: 3
Coding region: 1-438 (145 amino acids)
Source: RefSeq, a predicted model, not a curated record